AGUGACUGUAUGUUGAAAUUCACGCUGAUAUUAUGGAUAUUCACUGAAGCAGAAAAUCUUAAACAAAGACUAAAUAAAGCUGGGUAUAUAAGGCAAGAAUAUUGUUAUAUUCUUAUACCACAUAAGUGUUCAUUUACUUUAUCACAGUGUUUAAACAUUUAAAUAUUUCGGAUCAUAUUUUAAAACAAUGUUUCGUUGUUGAAAGGUUCAAAAAAAGUUUCAUUUGUGGUAUACAAGACCUCUAUGCAAGAGUACAGUAAAUAUUCGGAGCGAUUUACACACUGGAGUCAAUGUACACUUUCUCUGUAGAUACAAAAACUAUAAGAUGAUAAAAAUGUUUUUCACGAGAAGGAUCCAGUAUACUUUUCUUCAUUUGAUAGCAACAAGUAUAUUUGGUGUACUAUAUGCUGAAGAUUCAAUGACUUCAUUGGCAACAAUUUCAUCAGAAUCUUCUAUGUUGUCAGAUGGUGCAACUUCAUUGGCAACAACUUCAUCAGAAUGUUCUUCUAUGCUGUCAGAUGGUUCAGCUUCAUUGGCAACAACUUCAACAGAAUUGUCUCCUAUGUUGGAAAAUGAUACAACUUCGUUGACAACCGUUGCUUUAUCGACAUUAGAAAUGUCUGCAUUUACCGGAACGAGCCCAUCCACUUAUUUUACAUAUGAAACUUCCCAGAUAGCAGAUUCAUUAACGUCGUCAGCUACCGGUGCUAAUUUACCUCCGUCUAGUUUUGUACCUGAUUUUGCAUCUCAAGAUACGAUUACACCCUUGUCAUCCGUUGUCGAUGAAUCCUUAUCAAUUUCAUUUGGUAUGCCAUCCUCAACUGCGAUAGAGAACGAAUCUUUUUCAACUUAUCUAACACCAGUAUUAUUUAACACUGUAAGUGAAUUUGCAUCUACUGCUAUAACACCAUCACCUACAAUGGCAGACGCAUCUUCGUUUCAAGACAUAUCAAUGUCGUUGUCUAUUGUUACAUCCAACAGUGUAAUGACAUCGAUAUAUACACAUGAAUCUUUACAAAGUGAUGAAAUGAUAUCGUCAUCUUCAGUUGUAGAUAAUGUAUCUAGUGUACUAGAGUCAUCAUCUGCUUUCGUAAGCGACUCUUUGUCGAGCGAUGUAAUAACACAAUUGUCUGCGACCGUAACGUCAUCACCCACAGACGUAAUGAAUGCCUCGUUUACUGUUGAGUCGGGGUCCUCAUCCACAUAUGUUAUGUCAAUAUCGUCUAUGAUUGUGACCGAUGCUCCAUCAUCUCCAUCACCAGCAGAUGUAUCAACCCCGUCUGCCACGAUAGGCAUGUCGUUAGAUACUGAAACUAUGUCAUCAUCGUCUGUAUUUAUUGAUCAGUCUUCGUCCACUAAUGUAAUAACACUCCAAUCUACUGCUGUGGCAGAAUCGUCAUCUCAAUUUUCAACUGAAUUGACUAUCACUGUUGACGAAUCGUCAUCUACAAAUUUCAGUGCUGCAUCGUCAACCGUUAUGGAUGAGUCUUCAUCUACUGCUGUAAUGUUACAAUCGUCUACGGUUGAGGUGGGGUCUUCAUCAACUUAUGCUGUGUCGACAUCAUCUAUGAUUAUUACCGGGUCUUCAUCCACUGGCGUAAUGUUACUACCGUCUACUGGUAUGGGCGAGUCUUCAAGUACUGGUGAAAUGUCAUAUUCAUCUACCGUUGUCGACGGGGUUUCAUCCAUUUAUAUAAUGUCCCUAUCAUCUUCCACUAUUACUGAGUCUUCAUCCUCUGAUAUGAUGUCACAAUCGUUCCCUGCUAAUAUAGGAUCUUCGUCCUAUGUUAUGUUACCAUCGUCUAUGAUGAUGCUAGAAUCUUCAUCUACAGGUGAAAUGUCACUGUCGGUUAGCUUUAUUGGCGAGUCAUCAAGUAUUGAUGUAGUGUCACCAUUGUAUACAGAUGCGACCAUGUUUCAAUCUUCUAAUGUACUGUCAGCACCGCCUACCAAUAUGGGAGAGUCUUUACCUUCUGACGUAAUGUUAUCAUCGUUUAGUGCUGUGACAGAUUCUUCGUCCACUUUUAUGAUGUCAUUAUCGUCUUUUGUUAUUGACGAGGCUAUAUCAACUGAUGUAAUGUCACCUUCGUCACUCGUUGUCGAAUCUAUAUCCUCCAAUGUAAUGACACCAUCAUCUACCGUAGCAGCAGAAUCUUUAUACACUACUGCAAUAACACCCUUCUCUACAAAUGCAUUAGAAUCUGCAGAUGUAUUUGAACCCUCUUCUACCAUAAUACAUGUGUCACCAUCGUCUACCGUUUUAGGUGAAACCUCUUUAUCUAUAGAAUUUGGAUCUACAUCCAUUGACGUUAUGGCAUCAUCAGCUACCUUCAUGGGAGAAUUUUCAUCUGCAAAUGUAAUAACAACAUCCUCUAUGAUUGUGGACCAAUCUUCAUCGACUUAUGUUAUGUCACCACCAUCUGCCAUUGUCGACUCUUCAUCUGUGGAUAUUAUGACAUCUACUGUGGCAGUUGAUACUUCAGUUACAGAUGUAAUGACGUCACUAUCUACAAGUGCAAUCUUGAUAACUGCAAUUUCGUCAAUGGUAGAAGAUAAAUCGUCGAUAACAUCGAUAUCUACUUCUAUGGCAUCUAGUUUUGCAGAAUUUCAUUCAUCAGAAUAUGUCAGUGCUUUUACAUCAUCGCCUGUAAUUGCUGUGUCUAAUGAAGCUGGAUCAUUUUCAUCUGUCGACCAAACGAUCUCGACGGCAAACAUAAUGUUACAGUCAGCUUCAUCGAUAGACUCUGGAAUAAUGUUAUCGUCCACUAGUUAUAUUUCAUCUACCCUGUCCGCUUCUUCCGUUGUCGAUAUAUCACAAGCUAUUAGUUCAUCUGUUAUAUCAACACCCAUUAUAGUGUCGUCGUCUGUUGAAUCGAUGGCUACAUCUUUAGCUGCACAACCGAGUUCAGUUGAAUCAAUUUUACUAUCUACCAUGUCUGAUAUCAUUUCAUCUACGAUGAUUGUUGAAACUACUACUCUAGAAACAGCAACAGCAACAACACAGACUGUUACAACUUCAACAGAAGCGGCAACAACUACAGAAACAGCAACAACUCAGACUGUAUCAACUUCAAAAGAAGCGGCAACAACUACAGAAACAGCAACAACACAGACUGAAACAACUUCAACAGAAGCGGCAACAACUACAGAAACAGCAACAACUCAGACUGUAUCAACUUCAACAGAAGCGGCAACAACUACAGAAACAGCAACAACUCAGACUGUAUCAACUUCAACAGAAGCGGCAACAACUACAGAAACAGCAACAACACAGACUGAAACAACUUCAACAGAAGCGGCAACAACUACAGUAGCAGAAACAACUACCAAGGUUGCAACAACAACAGCGCCAUCGACGUCAGCUUCGAAUAUUGAUUAUGUGGUGGUGUUCAGAUUAAAUACAGCGACAUAUGAUAAUGUAACAGAAGCAACUCUAAAUGAACCUUCUUCAGACGAAUAUAUACAAAUAAAAGUGGGGCUUGAAGAAUAUUGGAAGAAUAAACUUGGAACAAUUUUCGUCAGCAUUACAAUAACAUCAAUUAAACUAGGAAGUAUAAUUGCAGACCACAGUGUAACGACAACGACAGAUAGUCCUGUCUCCAUUGUUAAUGCCUGUAACGAUCUAGUAAAUGGUGCGUCUUCUGUUACACUGUUAACUGCAGCUGGAAACGAAUCAAUAAAAGCAUCUAGUGCUAAUAUUACGAAAGCUGACUCACCAGGCAAUACAGCUUACAUACCGAAGUCAGCUCAGUCAACAGAUUUGUGCACUGCCUUGAAUGAAUUAUCACCAUGUAGUUCUGGCGAGGAAUGCCAAGUUACCAAUGGACACCCAUCGUGUGUUGCUAAAAAGGUUUACUCAUCAGAUGAUAAUAUUCCUUUAAUAAUGGGAGUAAGUAUUGGAGGUGUACUUUUCCUAAUGACAGUUGCUAUAAUCUUGAUGAUGGUGGCGAUGUACGCAAGAAGACGACGACAAAGAAGAAGGGGAUACAAGUCAAGAACAAGUAGUGAUGCAGACACUCCAUACGGUAUUGGAUUAAAAUAUCAUCCGUUCCAAGCUGAAACUUAUGCCGGUGGACCAGAAUACUACAACAGAAUGUUUAUGGGAGCUGGUGCAUGGUCAGAAUCAGAAUAUCCUAAUCAAGCAUACAUGAUGAAAGAUUUUCAAAUAAAGCGACCACAAAUAGAUGUAGGUUACAACGCCUCAUGAUAAAGGGUACCCUGCUUUCUUUGGUUGUUUCCUAGCCAGAAUGUCCAAAUUUUAUAAAGGAAGGUUGUAUGGGAAAUUAUAAUGUGCAAUAUUUCCAAUCAAAACAAUAGUAGCCCAUACCGUAAAAUGAUUGAUGAUAACGUUUUCGAAUUGAGUAUUUCUGUAUGAAGUUGUAUAUCAACUGAAACAGAAUCUCGAGUUAACAUUAAGACAUUGAAAGAGACAUAUUGGUGCUAAAUGUAUAUUUGCUUCCUAUGUUGUUUAUGUGUAUUUUAUGAUAAACUUUCUAAAGUGCUGUUGGUAACUUCAAUUUACAGAAAGUAACUUUAUUUUUAAAACCUGAUUAGCGGUAAUGUGUAUUAAAAUUUGACCUUAAUGGAUCCCUUAGAAAAUAUCAAGAGCAAACGUGUACACUAGUAUAUGUUAUUGAGUUAUUAAAGAAAAAAACAGUAAUUGAUCCGAUAUGUAUCAAAAAUCGACUUUUUAUGUAAAAGUCAAUGAACGACAACUCAAAAUUAAUUUCAUUUUUUGUAAAAAUGUACUGGAAAAUACCAACUACAUAACGUCAUGUUGUUUUAAGAGAUAUAUUUGUACUUGUCAUGCUCCUCGAAAAAAAAAAUUGGGAGCAUAUAGUAAUCGGUUUGUCUGUUCUUUCGUCCAUGUGUCCGAAACAAAUAGUUUCGAGAUAGUAAAUUGAAUAUCCUUUGCCUAUUUUGAAUGAAUAUUGUACAAGUGUAACAUAUACAAGAGUGGAAGAAGCCUACUGAUUUUGGGCAAUAUGUGAAAUGUCAACAGUAAAGGUCACUGCUAUUGAAAGUGUAUUUUUGAAAAAUGUUUUCGGAUAGUAACUCGAGUCUCCCUUGCUUGAUUGGAAUAAAACUUAUAUAGGAAAGGAGAAUUAGCCUGUAAAUUAUGGGUCAAUAGGUCAGAGGUCAAGGUCACUCUUACUGAAAUAGAAAAAUAAUGGAACUUUUUUUUUCCGAUUGGUAACUUGAGUUGUUCUUUCCUGAUUGGAAUGAAAGUUAAUCAAAUGAAAGAUGCAGGGAAGGGGAAGAAGCCUAUUAACAUUGGGUUCAAAUGGUCGAAGGUCAAGGUCACUGUUUCUACUAAAUAAUGAAAUUUUGUUUUACAGUUUGUUUCGGUAUGGUAUCCCACUAUGAAUUUUAACAUAAUAUACAGGUGAAAAAUUGCAAUAAUAGUACAUGAUUAUUUCCUCCUCCAAGCAUACUAGUAUUUUGUACCCUUGAAAUAAAAAUGUUUAUCUCAAUAUAUGUGCAGUUCGGCAUAAGUUGGCAGUUCUACCUUUCUACGCCGUGUAUUAAAAAACUUAAAAGAAAGACCUAUGCUCAUAUUUAAGUAUGUGUCACGAGUCCACUUACUGACAGUCUGCUGGCAGAUUUGUGUUCACAAUUAUGAAGUUGUCAUUCAUUAUAGUGUAGUAUCAUUUCAUUAUUUAAACGAUAUUUCAGUAUUUCUGAAACUAAAGAGUUAGAAAUUACGAACAAUUAAACUGUAUACAAUGAUACGUUAACGUUUUAACUAUAAAUAUUGUAGAUUUUCAAUAUAAAGACUUUUCAAGUGUGUAUUUUUCAACCAUUUUUAUGAACCAUCAGUGUGUUUAUAUUUGCUUUUUUACUUAUUAUAAUAAGAUAAAUAUUUAAUACAGCAUUUUUCUGAGCAUUAAAUAAUCAAAUUUUUGUAAUAAUAUACGAGUUUUAAACUGUUUUUAAGUUAAUGUGCAUAUAUAACGAAACAAAUGCAGGUAUUUGUUAUAAACAUUAUGUAUCUUAUGUUCUUUGAAUUGUUUGUCUUCAGUCUAAUUUCGGGGUUUUGGGGUUGUUUGUUUUAAUUCUAAUUGGUUUAGACGGGCUAAGAGACAAAUAUCGUUUUAAUAUUUAAAUAUUGGUACUAUCAUAGAGAGAUGCUUACUGUGUCAAUGUUUUUGUUACAAUAUAUUUAUAAUGUCGUAUUUUAUUUACUUUGUCUUUGUUAAGUUAUAUCUAUAAUGUCUAUAUUAUUGUCUUUGUUACAUUAUAUCUAUACUGCCAUACCUUUUUGAUAAAAAAAAAGUAUUCUA
Messenger RNA from Mytilus californianus (California mussel), 6284 nucleotides. RefSeq names its product streptococcal hemagglutinin-like. NCBI's taxonomy places the organism in Eukaryota, Metazoa, Mollusca, Bivalvia, Mytilida, Mytilidae. The record is from RefSeq and is a predicted model, not a curated record. The coding region runs from base 326 to 4207 and encodes 1293 amino acids. The transcript is spliced from 14 exons.